This is a messenger RNA of Podarcis raffonei (Aeolian wall lizard), 2787 nucleotides long. RefSeq names its product phospholipid phosphatase 7 (inactive) (gene PLPP7). The record is from RefSeq and is a predicted model, not a curated record. Lineage: Eukaryota; Metazoa; Chordata; Lepidosauria; Squamata; Lacertidae. Bases 224 to 1039 code for a protein of 271 amino acids. Gene Ontology annotation, molecular function: sphingosine-1-phosphate phosphatase activity. Gene Ontology annotation, cellular component: nuclear envelope. The transcript has 2 exons.
AGCUUGGUGGGCCUGCAAAGUAAACAGCCAUGUGCAUUGAGCAUUCCUAUCUCUAUAUUUAACAGCUGCCCGUCUUACCAGGCUCAUGACUUUUGAGGGAGGUGGGGUAGGGGCUGCUCAGGUCUUGGGGAGGGGUAAAAAAAAGAAAGAAGAAGUCUGAGGAUUAUCUCUCUUUUUCUUUCCCCCCUCCUUUUUCAAUUUCUUUCUUAGAGAGACCUGCACCAUGCCGGCAUCUCAAAGUCGGGCCAGGGCGAGAGACAGGAACAAUGUCUUGAACAGGGCUGAAUUCAUGUCUCUGAACCAGCCCUUGAAAGGUGCCCAAGAGCCCAGGAGCGCUGGCCGGAGGCAGAACAGCCAGCCCGGCCCCACUCCUGCCCCAAACGAAGGUGCCAAGGAGCGGAGGCAAUCUCAGCAGCUGCCUGAGGAAGACUGCAUGCAGCUGAACCCUUCCUUCAAAGGAAUCGCCUACAAUUCCCUCCUGGCCAUCGACAUCUCUCUCUCAAAGAGGCUUGGGGUGUGUGCCAGAAACGCCUCGUCCUGGGGCAAUGCCCGCUCCAUGAUCAACCUCAUUGGGAUCACCGGGCAUGGGAUCCCUUGGAUCGGCGGCACGCUGAUCUGUCUGGUGAAGAGCAGCACCCUGGCAGGCCAGGAGGUCCUCAUGAACCUACUUUUGGCCUUAUUUCUGGACAUCAUCAUUGUGGCUGGCUUACAGAAGAUGGCCAAGCGAAAGGGCCCGUAUGACGUAAGCCCAGGCCUGUUGGACUACUUGACCAUGGACGUCUAUGCUUUUCCAGCAGGACAUGCCAGCCGAGCUGCCAUGGUAUCCAAGUUCUUCCUCAACCACCUGGUCUUAGCUGUACCGCUCCGGAUCUUAAUUGUGAUCUGGGCCUUCUUGGUGGGACUUUCCCGGAUCAUGGUUGGGCGGCACCAUGUCACCGACGUCCUUUCUGGAUUUGCGUUUGGCUAUUUGCAGUUUAGGCUGGUGGAGGUGAUGUGGAUGUCUUCUAAUACUUGCCAGAUGUUGAUCUCCAUGUGGUGAAACAGCAGCAACGCACUGUCCUUUCCUCCUUAUUUUUACAUAAUGAAGACUUGAAUACACUUUUUAAAAAGUGAAGGAUUUUGAAAAUGAAACACGGUACAUAAACCUCCACGUGCUGGGAAUGGUUAUCAACUUCCACCAGGGUGGUGAAGACCUGGUUGCAUCUAUUAUAGCACAAUGUCUUGGGAUGAUUUCUUGCCGGUUGUGCUGCCGAGACCCACUGCUACAUUUUGCCAUGUUUUCGUGACUCCCAAGUGGAUGGAAAAUUAAUUUGGUUGUAGGGAGAGAACACAAUUGCAUUCUGUUGCUGUUUGUUUGUUUAGAUGGCACACUCUUGACACUGUUGGAAUGCCUACCCCUUGUUGUUGAAUGUGGUUGUGCAUUGAUUUUCUUUCGUGGAGGCCAGGAAAUUUGAUAUGAAGUGAAUUAUAAGGUUGCAGUCUGGAGCUCUAGGAUUCAGUCCCUAAGUCAUACUCAGGGUAGGCCCACUAAAAUCAAUUGAGUUAAGGUCCUCAUCUACACUAAGCAUUUUAAAGAAGGACCGUGCCAGCCAUGGCUUACCCCUAUAAAUCCUGGAAAUUUAGUUUGUUACGGUGCUGAGAGUUGUUAGGAAACCCUUGUUGCCUUCAUAGAACUUCCCUGCGAAGAGGAAUGGACUGUUCAACCACCCUGGGAAAUGUGGCUCCAUGAAGGGAAUAGGGGUCUCCUGAGAACUUGCAGCAGCUUUAACAAACCACAGCUCCCAUAAUCAUUUAGGGAAAGCCAUGACUAUUUAAAAUGCCUAGGGCUUGCCGAUCAGAAGGUCAGCGGUUCAAAUCCCCGCGACGGGGUGAGCUCCCGUUGUUCGGUCCCUGCUCCUGCCAACCUAGCAGUUCGAAAGCACAUCAAAGUGCAAGUAGAUAAAUAGGUACCACUCUGGCGGGAAGGUAAACGGCGUUUCCAUGCGCUGCUCUGGUUCGCCAGAAGUGGCUUAGUCAUGCUGGCCAGAUGACCCGGAAACUGUAUGCCGGCUCCCUCGGCCAAUAAAGCGAGAUGUGCGCCGCAACCCCAGAGUCGGCCACGACUGGACCUAAUGGUCAGGGGUCCCUUUACCUUUAACUUUGUCACAUCCAGCAAUUUCAAUGGGUCUACUCUGAGUAGGGCUAACAUCAGCUAUCUCUUAAAAUUCCUCAAAGCAGCAAGAUCUGAGGGCAUUUAUUUGCUCCUGUUGCUGUAAUUAGCAUGAUUCUGAUUUUUUCUGCUCGGCCGACUACAGAUGGGUGACAGUAGGGUGGCUACUUAACAUAUCACCAAAGAAAAGAGGACACAGAUUCACAUAAAAUUUGCAUGUACCAUUUCAUAUGUAUGCAUGCAAAUAUAGUGAAUAUGGUUAUAAUUUAAAUAGAAAUACACUGCAAGUCACCAUAGUAGGAAAGACAGAGACUAGGUGACCUGCUUGUCUCAGGGCUAGCCAUUGAUGGAUGGCUUCAAGGCCAGGGUGAUGGGAGUUGUAGUCCAAAACAUGUGGAUGGCACCAGCUUGGUGAAGAGUGAAGUAUGUUAGUGCUGAGUGAAACCAUGUCUGCCUUACUUCUUGCUGCAUUGAGCAAUUUAAACCUAUGGUUCAGAAUCCCAGAUUGCAACUGUCACUCUCCCACCCUCUGCUGCAGUGAAUUGCAAUUCUUUUUGGGUUACUUGCAUCCAUUGUCCCUCAUGCAAGCCAGGCACAGAGCCAGAAAUUAACAAAUAAUAAAGGAUAUGUCAAGUUUG